AUGGCAGAGACAUGCAUCGUGUGCCUCGGUGACCUGAACCACGGUCUUGCGAGACAGGCUUCAGUGCCUGGUGUCGCCGCCGCCAGGUCCGACUCCGUCACCGCGAUAGCCAAAGAUGCGAGCACGUCCGAGUCCGACGCAACCCCCGAAAUCGUGGACGAUGACCUCGUGGCUCAUUUGCUGCCAUGCGGGCAUUAUUUGCACGAUAGCUGCUUGAAACCAUGGGUGGAGAGGGCGAACAGUUGUCCGAUAUGUCGGGCCAGUUUUACGAUGGUGGAGCUCAGUACCACCGUGGGAGGUGAUGUACUAUCAACAUACGCAGUCGACGAAAAGCAACAAAUGGCGGAGGUUGAUCCCGGGCUAGUGGUGGACGACGAUAUCUUCGACGAGGAACUCGGCGAGCCGUGCAUGGUCUGCGAAGAGGUCGGCGAAGAGCACGAAGUGAUCGUAUGCGAGUACUGCGACGAACCGUGCCACGUCUUUUGCGCCGGGUUCGACGAGGCGCCGGAGGGACCAUGGAUCUGCUACAAGUGCCGUGAACAGCAACAACAGACCCGAUGGCGACAGGGGAGACGAGGACGACCGCCUCCAAGGCGAGGCGCGGCAUCCCUGGCGUGGGAACGGGUGUGGCGAUCGAUCUUCAACCGCCUAGAUUUCGACCUCGAGUUUCCUUUCGACGAAGAAGACCAGGCGCGCGUAGACGAGGCCGAACACCUCCCCGGUUGGCAGCGACGGCUGCAGAUAGCCGCGUCCCAAGGGGCGGGCAACCGGUUCCGCGAGACGGCAGUCCUCGUGCAUCCGAAGCCGGAACCAGAGUCGCAGGAGGAGAUUCGCGCGUGGAACGCCUUCGACAAGGCGCGGCAGCUGGACGAGGAACCGGGGAGUACGUCCGGGCGACGGAAGCGGAAGUCGGUAACGACGUCGCCCUCCGAGGCGCCCGCUGAACCGGAACGAAAGCUCAAACGUCCGCGGACGCGACGGCCGCCGGAGACGCAUGACACCACGCCCGAAGAAGCCGCGUCGUCAUCGCGCCGCGAUUCCGCUCCUGGGACGUCGACGGCCCAACCACCAUCACUACCACUACUACCACCACCACCACCACCACCUCCCCCUCCCCAUCGCAGCGGCAUCGUCGAGAAACCAGAAGGCCCCAGCUUCCUCCAAUCCCUCCUCAAGGAACGGGUGGCGAGGGAGGAGGUAGAGAGGGCGGUGGUGGGGGGGAAAGAGGAGGGCGUGAAGGAAGAGGAGGGAUAG
Molecule: messenger RNA, 1254 nt
Organism: Eremomyces bilateralis CBS 781.70
Lineage: Eukaryota; Fungi; Ascomycota; Dothideomycetes; Eremomycetales; Eremomycetaceae
Exons: 3
Coding region: 1-1254 (417 amino acids)
Source: RefSeq, a predicted model, not a curated record